AUGCGAGAUUUCCAAGCGCUACGAGAUUUCGUGUCGCCGAUAGAGGCAUCAGUUCAAACCAUGAGAUUGCUUGGGCCCUUGAUCCUUCUCAGCGCGAUUUUCGUCGAGGCAGCCGACAGGCAUGCUACAGAUGGAUUAACCCGCUUCCUGGAGAGGCGCCUACCAAACCAUGUCAAUGACUUCAAGUUCUCCCUCGUUGGUCCUAUGCGGACGUCAGAUGACUGGACUAAUGAUAAAUAUACCGUUUUUACUGGCUGCAAUGGGAAGAUAAAUGUUCAAGCCAACUCGCUGAGUGGUCUCUUCCAAGGGCUCCACCGCUAUUUGUCUGACGUUGUCCAUGUUGACAUUUUCUGGUUUAUUGGCAAUCGUCUUUCCCUUGCGCCCCGAAAGUUGCCAAAGCUCGAUAAGCCCUUGAAGGGCGAGAGUUCUAUUCCGUGGAGAUACCAUCUUAACACAGUGACCUUCAGUUAUGCAACUCCCUGGUGGACAUGGGAGGAUUGGGAGCUCGAGCUGGACUGGUUGGCGAUUCGCGGUGUCAACCUUCCAUUGGCGUGGACGGGGUACGAGAAGAUCCUGAUAAGCGUGUUCCAGGAGGCCGGGUUCACAGACGACGAUAUCCGAAGCUUCAUCAGCGGCCCGGCGUAUCUGGCAUGGAAUCGCUUUGGAAACCUCCAAGGGUCAUGGGGAGGCGGUAACACGCCAUUCAAAUGGUACGACGCCCAGUUUGAGCUCCAAAAGAAGAUCCUUGCUCGGAUGUCCGAGCUGGGGAUGACACCUAUUUUGCCCGCAUUCCCCGGCUAUGUGCCCCGUGCUGUCACCCGCGUGCUCCCGGACGCUCAGGUUGUCAAUGCCUCGCAAUGGGCGGAGAUCAAUCCGAAAUACACCAAUACGACAUUCCUUCAGCCGUUUGACCCCCAUACCGUCCGCCUACAAAAGAGCUUCAUCUCGAAAAGCAUCGAAGCUUAUGGAAAUGUCACGCACUUCUACACUCUAGACCAGUUCAACGAGAUGAUCCCGAGCUCCGGAGACCCCAAGUUUCUGCGCAAAGUAUCUGAGACCACAAUGGAGGCUAUUAAAUCUGUUGACCCGGAGGCUACGUGGGUAAUGCAAGGGUGGCUGUUUUAUAUCUUCGCUGAUUACUGGACAACCGAAAGAAUUGAAGCAUAUCUGUCUGCAGGCAAGAAAUUCCGUGAUAUGUUGAUCUUGGAUUUAUUCGCAGAGUCGUUCCCGGUUUGGAAGAAGACCAAAGGUUUCUUUGGUAAAGCGUUUGUGUGGUGCCAGGUCCAAGAAUUUGGUGGAAAUCAUGGAUUAUACGGCCAUGUUGCGAACAUAACCGAGGGACCUGCUGAAGCAAUGGCACAACAUCCAAAUAUGGUUGGAGUUGGCAACGCCGGUGAGGGCCAGUCCGGAAAUGAGAUCGUCUUUAGCUUGCUGCUCGACCAAGGCUGGUCCAAAACUGCGCUGGAUCCAGAACAGUAUUUCCAUGACUGGGUUACCCGCCGUUACUCCAGCCACGAAAGAACAGUCCCCAGUGAGCUCUACGAAGCCUGGCAGCUUCUACGUCUUUCCGCCUACAAUAACACCAACUUGGUGGAUGCCCCGCUUCUGCCGCAUGCUCUCUUCGCUGCAUCACCAUCGAUCAAUGCGAAGAUGCCAAUGCUGUUCAUUGAGGGACUUCUCUACGAUCCCGCCGAUAUGCUCAAGGCCUGGGGACUGAUGAUAAAGGGGGCUCUCUUUGGGGAUUCCUCCUACCAAUAUGAUAUAGUUGACGUCACUCGCCAAGUGCUAUCCGACGCAUUCACAUUGGUACUUCAAGACCUCAAAGUGAAAUACAAGGGCGGCGCGCCAGCCUCCGUAUUCAUGCCCAUCGGUGACAAGCUCCUCAUUAUCCUCAAAGCGCUGGAUGCCGUUCUAUCGAUGAACGAGAAUUUCUGGCUGUCCAGCUGGAUCUCAGCCGCCCGGGCUAGUGCUGGCGAUGAGUCCGAAGCUGCAGACUUCUUCGAACACAACGCCCGCAACCAGAUCACUAUCUGGGGAUCAGAGGUUGGGGUUCUUGAUGACUAUGCGCAGAAACAAUGGGCCGGCUUGGUAUCGGGAUAUUAUACUCCCCGCUGGCGCAUGUUCUUAGAGUAUCUGAAGGACACUCCGGCGAGUCAGUAUAACGACACAGUUCUCAAGGAGAAGCUGAUCCCCUUUGAGAUGGAAUGGAUCUCCCGGAAAUCUGGGGCUUCGAUUCAGACUGAAAAGCCUACAAAGGAGCUCAAGGCUGUGCUAGGCGACUUGCAGAAGGAUUUGGACUUCGUUUUUAACCUGGGUUCAUUGCGGAGUGAUAAACAAUUCUUUCAGGGGCUACCUAUCUACAUUCUAGCCACUCAAGUACUGAAUUUCAUCGAUCGAUACGGAAUCGACUUCGAACCCCCAGAGGUUAUCAGCUACACACGCAAGCCUCAAAAAAUAAUUCACCUAGGGAAAAGCUCCCUAUGUAAUAGUAUUGCAGAUAUCACUUAA
This is a messenger RNA of Blastomyces dermatitidis ER-3, 2508 nucleotides long. RefSeq names its product alpha-N-acetylglucosaminidase. The record is from RefSeq and is a predicted model, not a curated record. Lineage: Eukaryota; Fungi; Ascomycota; Eurotiomycetes; Onygenales; Ajellomycetaceae. The transcript has 5 exons. Bases 1 to 2508 code for a protein of 835 amino acids.